This is a messenger RNA of Micromonas commoda, 327 nucleotides long. RefSeq lists its product with no specific name. Lineage: Eukaryota; Viridiplantae; Chlorophyta; Mamiellophyceae; Mamiellales; Mamiellaceae. The transcript has a single exon. Gene Ontology annotation, cellular component: mitochondrion. Bases 1 to 327 code for a protein of 108 amino acids. The record is from RefSeq and is a predicted model, not a curated record.
AUGUCGGGCUGGAGGUUUAGAACACCAGCCGCGGAGGUCGACCCCGAGGUGCUGCGGAAGGAGGAGGAGGGUCUGAUCACGCUCAUGAAGGAGCGCGCGCUGGUGCGGUGCAGGGAGACGCAGAAGGACUACUACGAGUGCGUCAAAGGGAGGACGAUCAGCAUCGCGUGGGCGUGCCGGGAUACCGCAGCGGCGAUGAACGAUUGUCUGCACCAACACACGAACGACACCUCGCUGGACGAGUUGAAGCAGCGAUGGGUGAAGGCCGGGCGCCCGUCCAUCGCGGACAGGGACUCGCGAUUCGCCAAGAGCUAUCUCAAAAGCUGA